Messenger RNA from Calidris pugnax (ruff), 4062 nucleotides. It is a transcript of the gene CDHR2, whose product is annotated as cadherin related family member 2. The transcript is spliced from 33 exons. Gene Ontology annotation, cellular component: plasma membrane. Bases 1 to 4062 code for a protein of 1353 amino acids. The record is from RefSeq and is a predicted model, not a curated record. Gene Ontology annotation, molecular function: calcium ion binding. Gene Ontology annotation, biological process: homophilic cell-cell adhesion. NCBI's taxonomy places the organism in Eukaryota, Metazoa, Chordata, Aves, Charadriiformes, Scolopacidae.
AUGGACCAGCCCUGGAGGGGUUUGCUGGGGUCCCAUGUUGGCCCUUGUUACCCCUUCUCCGGGGGCUCCAUGACCCAGGUGUGGGGAGGCAAAGGUCUGUGGUGGUGUCAGUGUGCGAGCGCAGAGCAGCCUGCCCGGCAGCAUCCCCAGCGACGCAGCCGCAGGCUUGCCGGCAGGAUGGCAUGGCGCUCGCUGGUGCUGCUCCCCUUCCUUCUGACAGCAGUUUCAGCCAACGUAGCCCCAUUUUUCAACAUGACCGUCGUCUACGUGCCUGAGGACCUGGAGCUGGGCCAGUAUGCUUUCCAGCUGAAGGCUUAUGACUUAGACGGGGAUCCGAUCGUCUACAGAAUCAGCGAGACCUUCUACUUCUUUGUUGAUGAACGGACGGGCAACGUGACACUGAAGAACUACCUGGACCGUGAGACCCAACCCAGGCUCACCCUGACCGUCACUGUGACUGACAAUAUCAACGCACCGGUCUCCAGAAAGAUCACAGUCAUCGUGGAGGACCGUAACGACAAUGCCCCAGUCUUCCACAACCUGCCUUAUGAAACCACCAUCCCUGAGAACACGACAGUCAACAGCACCAUCUUCACCGUGUUUGCCAAUGACAGUGACACUGGGGACGCCUCCAAAGUCAGCUACAGCAUCGAGGAGGUGGUCCCAGACAACACGACGAAUUACUGGCUCUUCUCCAUCCUGCCCAAUGGGAACGUGAUACUCAAAGGCUCACUGGACUAUGCCAAGAACACCUUCUACCAGAUCAAGAUCCUGGCCAAGGACGGUGGAGGGAUGCUGCACAAUCAGUGGGUCGUCCAGGAGAGCCCGACCUACCUGUCCCUGGCCAUUCGCGAUGUGCCCAACCUGGACCCACGGUUCCUCAACGAGCCCUACUCCGGCUCUGUGCCCGAGAACUGCGACCUGGGUACCUCUGUGCUGGCUGUCACCGCCAUAGACAGAGACACGGGGGUGAAUGAUGAGAUCUUCUACAGCAUCACCAAUGACAGCGUCCCCUUUGCUAUCAAUUCUACGACGGGCACCAUCACUGUGAGUGAGCCCCUGGACCGUGAGCAGCUGCCAAGCGAGGAGAUACUGCUGGAAGUCAAGGCACGUGAGAAGAACCUGGACAUCUAUGGCAAGGAGGCCCAGACCAGCACCAUAGUGACAAUCCGGGUGACUGAUGUCAAUGACAACAAGCCCCAGUUCUACCACUGCUCCCUCGCCAGCUGCAACUUCUCCACCAGUGUCCAGAACAACUUCAGUGGCAGCAUCAUAGAGCAUUCCUCCUUCAGAUUGCCCGUGUCCAACCUCAGUAUCGUCGCAUACGACCCGGACAAGGACACCAACGGCAGCUUUGAGCUGUACCUGCAGGGUCCAGAUGCCAGCGCCUUCACUGUCUCCCCGUCAAAGAUCGUGGGCACAGGGGAGGUCCAGAUCCUGGUGCAAACCCCAAAUGCUGUGGACUACGAGAUAAGCCAUGUCAUGGUGGUGCAGAUUGUUGCUAAUGACACAGGGAACCCCACAGACUGCUGCUCCACGGCCAAUGUAACCAUCGACCUCAUUGACAGCAACGACCACGUCCCUGACUUCCCUCAGAGCACCUACUUCCUGAGCGUGAUGGAGAACUGCAACGACAGCACCGUCAUCACCCCAAACAUCACGGCCUAUGAUCCCGACAGCGGUGUGCUGGGCCAGAUCACCUACGAGCUGCUCCCGGAGACCAUCCGUAAAAUCUUCACGGUGAAUGCCACGACUGGGGCAGUGCUGGUGCAGAACGGGAGCUUGCUGGACCGGGAGACUCGCUCCAUCUAUUACGCCAACCUCCAGGCCAAGGAUGGGGAUGGCCUGGUGGGCACCACCGUGCUGGAGAUCACUGUGCUGGAUGCCAACGACAUGAGACCCAUGAUCAUCGGCUCCUACUUCAUCUCGGUGGAAGAGGGGCAGAAUGUCAGUAUAGUCAUCCAGGCCAUUGACAAUGAUGAGCCUGGCAACCCAAACAGCCAGUUGGGCUUCAGGAUCUUACCAGGACCGUUUAGUGAAAACUUCACCAUCAACGAGACCACAGGUUUGAUGCACAGCAAGGAGCCACUGGACUGCGAGGCCUUGGACGAGCAGGGGAAGAUGGUGGUGACGGUGGAAGUGUACGACCACGGCGUGCCACAGCUCAGCACCUUGGGGAAUGUCACCAUCACUGUGGGGGACAUAAACGACAACGCACCCGUGUUCCUCAACCAGUCCUAUGAGUUCUCAGUCUUUGAAGACUCUCCAGGGUCCCCUGUGGGUCAUGUGGAGGCCACAGAUGCUGACGGGACAGAGAUCAAUUCCCGCAUUUCCUUCCUAUUUGAGAGGAGCACUGGCUCUAGCAACUUCUUGAUCCGCUCGUUCCGUCUGGGGAUGGGGCACUACAGUGGGAAUCUGUCCGUGGACCCCGACACAUCCCUGGACUAUGACACCAUGCAGCAGAAGUUCUUCUCCUUGAUGGUGGUGGCAGAGAACACAGCCGCAGACCAAGUGGGGGACAGAACCAAUGUCACUGUGGUAGUCCACAUCCUAGAUGUUAAUGACGAGCGCCCUACCAUCCAGCUUCCCUUGCCAGACAACAUACGUGUGAGCGAGAACGGCACACAGCAGGGGCUGGUCUUCACGCUGACCGCCUCCGACCUAGACACCAACCACUCGCUGGUCUUCGAGGAGCUGGCGGUUGCCUGCUCCAAGGAGGGGGUCAGUGCUGGGGAGGUGUGCUGGGACUGGCUCCUGCUGGCACCCAACGGCUCGGUGCUGGUGAACAGCUCGGACAUCGACUACGAGCUGUGCGACACGGUAGAGAUCACGCUGCGGGUUGAAGACCUGUACACCGAGAAGGGCAACCGCUACAGCCAGAACGAAACCCUGAGGAUCCACAUCACUGACGUGAACGACAACGUGCCGGUCUUCCUGCCCAUCUUGGACACCUUUGUGGUUGUCCCCGAAAUCUCUCCUGUGGGCCUGCAAGUGGCUACUGUGAAGGCCACAGACGCUGACUCAGGGAUGGCGGGAACCAUCACCUUCUCCAUUGCCAGUGUGGUAUUUGUGGAGGACAACGGGGCCAACCGGACCUUAGAGAACCUCUUCAAGGUGGACACAACUGAAGACAAGGGCAUCUACACCGGGAGCAUCCAGGUGGCCAGCAACCUCGAUGGCUCAGUUAAGGGGCAAUACCAGGUGAUGGUGGAGGCUCAGGACAACGAACCAGAAGUGCACAAAACACAGAUUGCACUGAACAUCUUCACAGUGGAUCAGAGCUACCGCGUUCGCCUCCAGUUUGUGUCGACGGUGGAUCAAGUCCAGAGUAGUUCCGAAGAGAUCAAAGUGGCCCUAACAACCGCAACCAAGGCAGGGGUCUACGUGGCAGCCAUCCGGAGCGCGGAAGAAACCCGUGCCUCCCGGGUGGAAGCCAAGUCGGUGAUGGAGGCGUACUUUGUCUACAGCAAUGGCACUGCCCUGGACGCCAACCAGCUGAGCGUGAUCAUUCAGUCUGACCCGCAGACCCUGGCUGAGCUGGUGAACCUGGGCCUGGCUAUCAUUGGCCCCGGAGAGGUCGUAAAGCCCAACAGGGAGGCAGAGCUGAUCGGCAUCAUUGCAGGGCUGGCAGCAUUCCUGCUCCUCUUCAUCCUCAUCAUGACCCUGGUCUUGGUUUUCACCACCAAGAGCUACAAGAGAAAGCUGAGUGCCAUGAAGGCUCUGAAGGCGGCCACAACGAUCAGCCCUGCCAUGGUGCAGCAGGGAGCCGGCAUCCCCGGGACCAACCAGUACAAUGCAGAGGGAGCCAACCCCAUGCUGAACGUCUCCAUUGAUCCCUCCCACGACCUGGGCUUCCACGAGGACUCCGUCUCUGUAGCCAGCGUGAAUUCCCUGGAUGAAAACACAGUAAAUGCACCCGGGGACAACAACCUCAAGGACAAGGUGGGCAAAGCGCAGCCGACGGACCACGGUGACGAGGAGGUCCUGGUGGCCGCCCUGAACCAGAAGGAGCCCACCAAAACGGCGUACAUCAACACCACCUUCACCACCACCGACUUGUGA